This is a messenger RNA of Manis javanica (Malayan pangolin), 1239 nucleotides long. Lineage: Eukaryota; Metazoa; Chordata; Mammalia; Pholidota; Manidae. The record is from RefSeq and is a predicted model, not a curated record.
GUGGAAGCCUCCUUAAGCCUGUGGAGCUCCAGUGCAGUUUGUGCCAGGUGGAAUGUUUCACAGGCACAUGGUUUAUACAGCUCAAAAUAACUUGGGACCUGUGAGCUGACAAAUGCUCUGGCUUCGGUGGUGACAGGUUGUCCAGCUUCUUACAGCCAUCUUCACUGAAACUAAGGUUAACUCCUCACUCUCUAUGGACGGCUGCUCUCUAUUCCCAAGGACGUGAAGAACUUUCUUUUUCUCCUCUGCUUUCAUCUAAAAGUUCUCCUUGGAUAAUUAUCAUCACAGUGGAGUGCCUGGGUUGGACAUCUUCAUCUGGGUCAACUAAAAAAAGAAAGCAUGCAAGACGACAGCAUAGAAGCUUCUACUUCCAUAUCUCAGCUUUUAAGAGAGAGCUAUUUAGCAGAAACUAGACAUCCAGGAAACAAUGAGAGGAGUCGAGCAGAACCUUCCUCCAACCCUUUCCAUUUUGGCAGUCCUGGAGCUGCUGAAGGAGGAGGCCAAGAUGACCUUCCAGAUCUUUCAGCCUUUCUGAGCCAAGAAGAAUUAGAUGAAAGUGUCAAUCUGGCAAGACUGGCCAUCAAUCAUGAUCCUUUGGAGAAAUCAGAUGAAGCUCAAGCUAGAAAACGUCUUUCUUCUGAGCAGAUGAAACACUCACCUAAAUCAAGUUCUGACCCUAACUUCUGCCAAGAUAACUCUCGAAGUCCUUCCAGCUCUAAAGAGAGCCCCCAGGAGGCAAAAAGGCCACAGUAUAGCUCAGAAACCCAGUCCAAAAAAGUAUUUUUAAAUAAAGCUGCCGAUUUCAUUGAAGAGCUGUCCUCCCUUUUCAAAGCCCAUAGUUCCAAAAGGAUUAGACCUCGUGCUUGCAAAAACCACAAGAGUAAAUUGGAAUCUCAAAACAAACUUAUGCAGGAAAGCAGCUCCAGUGUCUCAGAUCUAUCAGAGAGAAGAGAAAGAUCUUCUGUUCCCAUCCCUAUCCCUGCAGACACCAGGGACAAUGAAGUGAAUCAUGCCCUUGAACAGCAGGAAGCUAAGAGGCGUGAGGCUGAGCAGGCUGCCAGUGAGGCAGCUGGUGGAGACACCACCCCAGGGUCUUCACCUUCAUCUUUGUACUAUGAAGAACCUCUGGGGCAACCUCCCCGGUUCACUCAAAAGUUACGGAGCAGAGAAGUUCCAGAAGGAACCAGAGUACAGUUGGAUUGCAUAGUGGUAGGAAUUCCACCACCUCAAGUAAGGUAA